GUGCAUGCCUAUAUACACAUGUGGAGGUAUGCAUGCAUCUGCAGGUGCGUGUGUAGGUGUGUGGGUCCACGAUUGUUAACUUACAGGUGAGGUAUGUUUUUUUCGUUUCGUUUUGUUUUCUGGCAUUCUCUGGGGCCUUCUUUCUCCGCCGAUUGUCUCUCCACGCGCCGUCUGUCGCCUCCUCACCUCUCGCGCUUUUUCGAGGCCUCGCUCUUGGCCACAGCGAGGAAAGGAUCCUCAGCCAAGAAGCAGAGGCGAAUAGAACCUCUCACAAAGGCGAGUUUCUGGGCUGUUCAGUUCGUCGUGGAGCGCAGACGCGACUUUUUUCCUGGAUACCCCCCGAAGCACCAUGGAGAAACGGCACUCGGAGAUCUCCCCAAGGACCGCCUCAUCUCUCUCUUCCUCUUCUCGGUCCACUUCUCUUCCUGUGCCAUCUCUCUCUUCUCUCUCUGUGUCUUCUUCCUUUCCAUCGACUUCGCCGACUUUGACGGCUUUGGGGUAUGCCUCGCGUUUGUCUGAGCAUCCCGACAGAGGUCCGGUGGGCCGCCCGGAGUUGGAGGAGAGCGACGAGGCGAUCCUGGAGAAGAAGCUCUCGCGUGUGGUGGACCUGUUUCGCGAGGAGGCAGCGCGCCGCUCGUCCAGUUUUACCGAGCUCCCGCAGGCGAAGCAUGCAUGCGCCACAGAAACGCCGCGAAGUCUCGCGGACGCCGCGCCCUCGCUUCCCUCUCCUUGUUCCUGCCCGCAGGCUCUCUCGACCUCCCUGGCGGCAGAGGAAGAUUCUAGACGAGGAGCGCGAGACGGCAGCGAAGAGGGUCGCGGCGAGACGCGCGUGAGACAAGCGGAGAAACAAGAAAGAGAGGCGAGUCUGCAGACGUUCCGAACGCGACGGAAACUCACAGACACCCCUGGAGGCGUCUGCGUCCACACUGGGGCGGGCAUUUCAACUAGCGCGGGGAUCCUCGACUUCCGAGGCCCAUCGGGUGUCUGGACACUCGAGGCGAAAGGCCAGACGCUCUCUGACGACGGGAAGGACGCCGUCCAGGUGUCUUUUGGCCGCCACCGCCGACCUGUCUGCGAAUUCCACCUCGCCCUCCCCACCCUCACUCACCUCCUUCUCAGAACGUUUGCCGCGCUGCCUGCCUCCUCGUGGGUAACUCCCCACAGUCGAGACGUCCGUUCUUCUCCUUCUUCUUCUUCUCCUUCUUCUCCUUCUUCUUCUUCUCCUUCUUCUUCUGCCGCUGCCUCUUCUCUUUCUUCUUCUCCUCCCUCCUCUUCCUCCUCUUCCUCCGUUCCGGUUUGUCCUUCCUCGCCUUCCUCGCCUUUCGCGUUUCGCAUGCCGUCUUCGUCGCUGUCUCGCUUCUCACCGGGGGCUGUCUCUUCUCCUGGCGUCUGUGGCGGAGACGCGUCCUUGUCUCCUCCGCUGGUUCGGUACAUUAUCACCCAGAAUGUGGACGGUUUGCAUGCACGAUGCGGCACACCCUUCUCGCGUCUCGGCGAGGUCCACGGCAGCAUGUUCACCGAGCGCUGCGACGCUUGUGCUCGACGCUUCUUGCGCGACUUUCCCCUCCCCACACUCAGUUUCCAGCCUACCGGCCGGCUCUGCGGCCUCUGCUCGUUUCCGCCCUCGGGUGUCUGUACAGACGUGUUGCUGGACUGGCACGACAGAUACGAGCGCGUUUUUGAGACUCUCUGUCUGCGGCACACGCGCGCGGCGUCGCUGCAUCUUUGUCUCGGCUCUUCGUUGCAAAUAGAGCCUGCUUGUCACUUUCCCGGUCGCGAGCGGAGGCGCGGCAGUGCGCUGGUCGUCGCGAAUCUGCAGGAAACUCCUCUCGAUCGAAAAGCAGAAGUCUGUCUGCGCUACACGACCGACGGCGUCGCUGCCCGCCUCGGGAGAGCCUUCGGUGCACUUGCCCCUGAGGACCUGCGUGGAAGCCGAGGAACGAAAGAGAGAGUGAGCGCCGGAGGGAGAGCGAAGGGGAUGGAAGGAGGAAACGACGGAGCAGAGGAGAGAGUGGCGGAGGAAGAAGGAGCAACGACCAUGGAGACAGAAAAAGCAGUUGAAAGCAGAGACAGAGACGGCGAAGAAGGAAGUGGAAGACGAUUGCGACUGCUGUGGGGUUGGGGUGCAGAAGGCGGCCGAUGGGGGCGUUUUCUUCACGAGGACGAGGAAGAAGAGGAAGUGAAAUUCAAGAAAAUCAAACGCCUGCGUGACGACAGGACUGAUGCGAGCGCGAGCGCGAAGAGUGGGGAACUGCCAGAGACACCAGAAGAAGAAUCGAGCAUUCCUUCUGCUCCGUUCAUUCGUACUUCCUUUCUGUUCGUCGCCCGGCUGCCUCUCGACGCCCUCCCUGCGGUUGUGCCACCCUGCGUUCCUCCUGCGGCCGGGUCUGGGCCGAAGGCUGGAAAGCGCAGAAAGAAGGCAACGCAGGCAGACGUAUCACAGGAGAAAGAAGCGGUGAAGAGACCGGCUGCAAACGGAUGUGAAGAGGUGACGAAAGAAGCUCGAGAGUCUGGAUCUGCGAAUCCGGCAAAGGCAGAGCCGCGGGAGGGGAGAGAACGAGGCAGCGAAGAGACAGGAGGCUCCAAGCUGCGUGAAGAAGUCGACACCACGGAGAGCAAAGAGGACAGUCCGAAAGAGAGAGGUCCUGACGAUCGAGUUGACGCGUGGAUAGAAGAAUUCUACGCUACGGAACAUGUCACACACCCCAGGUGCCAACAACAGGCAUCCAACGGGCGUCCGCCUUCGUCUUGUCUCUGGGGUCCUGCGCCGGGUCCGCGUCGCGGUCAGCGCUGUCUUCUUCGCCUUGCAUGCGGCCUGAAGAUCGAGGAGAUUCCCCUCCACAGCAGAGGGCAGUCCGCGGGAGAAGAGAGCAGACCAGGAGGAGAAGAGUGUACGCAGAGAGAAGGAGAAGAGUAUACGCAGAGGGAAGGCGGCGCCGGCCGGAGAGAGUUGAAAGGAGGACGGUGUGCCAGCGGCUGUGGCGAUGCUUUCAGUGCACGAAUCUCUCACGUAGAUGCGCUUCGAGGCUUGUGGGUACUGGACAUUUUCAGAGACACUCGCCUUCGCCUCUUCCUCUGGUACGGAACGACUGUGGAGCUUGUUCUCUUUCACGCUCCUCUGCAAAGAAGCCUCGAAGUUGAUGUGUGGCAGUUCCAGCUCGCCUGCACGCGCGGCACAGCUCCGGCGUCGCUGCCUCCUUCCCUCGCCUUCGCUCUCCAGCGAGAGCGCGCGGAACCUCCACCACGGACGACGCGGCUCCUCGCGGCUGAGAACGCUUGCGAACAAACGCUGAAAACGCGACACACACACUGCAAGACGCGCGAGAACGAGAAGGACAGAGAGAAGGAGGAGAUCGAGGGAGAGAGCGAGCGAGGCGAGUCUGCGUCGACGUCUGGUUCACCUGCCUCUUCUCUUUUCUCCCCUUCAGCUUCCGACUACGACAGAGCGAUCGACGUCUCUGGCGGUGAACGGCGGGGCGUCGUCUCCUGGCUGUCUUCUUCUUCGCUCUGCAUGCGUCCUCCCUUCGCGCCCGUGGAGAGCAGAGCGACGAAGAAACGCGCUUCCCCUUGGCGGCGGACGCGGCUCGUCGCCUGCCUCGGUAUGCUUCGGCUUGACGAGCAACAAGAGGAGUCAACGGAGCUUUCUAACAUUCUCGAGGAACCGGCAAAGACCAAGACGGAGAGCAGAAAGGCAGAGAAUGGCGAAGCGGUGCGGCUGAACACUAGCGAACUCUCCGAUUCCCUCAAUGUCUCUUCCUCUUCACGGGAUCCCGCUGCGCCUUCGAGCUCGGCGUGUGCUGCGGCUGCGCGAGAAAUUCCUUUGCCAGAUGCCUUCGCGUCUCUUUUUCGAUUGCAUGCACUCGCCACGCUUCCACAGAGCCGUCAGAAACUCGUCGACACCCUUCAAAAACUCAAAAGAAAAAAACAAUCAAAUUUCUCUUCUUCUUCGUCCUCUUCUUCUCUUUCUUCUUCUUCUUCUUCGUCCUCUUCUUCUCUUGCUUCUUCUUCUCUUGCUUCUUCUGUGUCUUCUACCUCGAGUUACCGCCUUCGCAGGCGCCCUGCCCUGAAGGCGCCCCCGCCGUUGCCGAAGCGGCCUCGACCGCAGAACAAAAAAGAAGUUUUUUCCUCUUCUCAGUUGCCCCUGCUUCUGAGUGUGGAGCUCGAGCACCUGACGGGGGAGAACCUGACAGAGGGAAAGGUCGAGAAAGGCGAAGAGAAGAAAGAGGGAGAGAAGAAAGAGGGAGAGAAGAAAGAGGGAGAGAAGAGAGUUGAGAGGCUCCUCCCUCUGGUCCCGCGAGCUGUCGAGGAAGAGCGCCGCCAUCCCUCCUGUUCAGAGUCGCGUUCGCCUUCUGUCUCUUGGUCAUUUUUCGAAGAAGAGGAGGCAGUGAACGGAGACUUCGACAUCGGAGAAAACAAGCGUGCCUCGGUUUUGGAAAAAAGCGAGGAUGCAGAUGAAGGAGAACCCAGAGCGAAUGAAGCACAAGUCGGAUUCUCGACACUGCGGCUAGAGGAGAGAAUGGGGACUGAGAAGGACGCGAAUGUGGACGAGAGAGAUCUGUUGCCUCGUCCUGUCUUCAUCACAUGUGAAGAUUUCGAACUGGGGGAGUUGUUCGACCUCUCCGUUCAAACAGAGGCAAAGCAAGCUCUCUCCGCCACCCACCAAUGGCGCACGGUCUAUGCUUUGCCGAUCUCCGACGUCUCGUCUUCUCUUUCUUCUUCUUCUCCUUCUUCUUCUUUUUCUAUUUCGUCUCCUUGUUCCGCGUCUACUUUUGUGUCGUCUAGCGGUUCGGUUCCCUCGGAUUUCUCUGCUGCGUCCUCGUCAGAUUCCACCCCACGGUGUCCGUCUCGCUGCUCUGCUUCCUGCGUGGAGAGGACCGACAGCCCGCAGGACAGCCGAGGGAAGGCUAGAGAGGAAAGAGAGGAAAGAGAGAAAAGAGAGGAAAGAGAGAAAAGAGAGGAAAGAGAGAAAAGAGAGGAAAGAGAGAAAAGAGAGAAAAGAGAGGAAAGAGAGCAAAGAGAGGAAAGAGAGAGAGAAGCGUCACGCGAAGGGGCAAAGAAAGCGCAGGAAGGAAAGAAGUCGGCAGUUGCUGCUUCUGCGACGACGGAGGCGACGAACCUCAGGAGCUUCCAAGCCUUGUGGGAUAGCGUCUAUCGCGACCUUCUCGCAGUGCAAAGAGAGGCAAGCAAAGGCAUACGCGCCUGGUCCUCCCCUUCGUCCUCUUCUUCUUUGUCUCCACCCUCUUCCGCUGCAUCGCCUCGUCGUAGUGCCGAGACAGAGUUAAAAAAACCUAUGGAAGGAAGCAGAGACAGGCGGGAGUUUUCACGGCCAGAGACUGCAGAGGCGACAGACUCCGCGGAAGUCCAGAAGAGCGACGAAGACGCCUGCAGACGGAAACUUGCGGAGGCCGUCCUUGUGCCGCCUGUGGUUUGGCAAGCGCUUCGACUCUUCCCCAUCUGGGCUUUGUUCCACUGCGUCGACGCUUUCGAGUGCAUGUGAGGGAAGGCCUCUGUACCCUGCGUCACCGAAAAAAGGACUUCUCGACAUCCUAGAGUGCAUCACGCUCCAACUAAAUCUAAAAACAGGCUGAAUCUCCACACAGCGGCCCAAACAGCUACGUCUGCUCGCGCGCUAUACACAAUACCUAUAUACAUAUAUAUAUAUAUAUAUAUGUAUAUAUAUAUAUAUAAAUGUAUGUAUGUGUAUGCGUUUGUCUGUUUUAUAUAGGUGGACGAAUACGCAGAUGUGCCGAUAGACUUAGAUGUUCGUUACCCUGCGGAUUGUGUUGGUAAUCGGUUUUCACUUCGACGGUGUGCUAGGCUGCAUGCUUGUCUCCCUGGAUUUGAAGAGAAAGUGGACAGCUUCCUUGUGUACUUUCUUUACCACCGCUUGUGAGUGUUUCGCUCCAUCUGCGUUCCUCCGUUCGUUCCAAGAAACUUGACCCAUUCUUCACCCGGCCUUACCAGCCUGCUGGCUACGAAAACUCGCUGCGUUUCAUCGAGACAGUGCCUAGACGCUCUUCAAGUGUAUUUUGU
This is a messenger RNA of Toxoplasma gondii ME49, 6033 nucleotides long. RefSeq names its product histone deacetylase SIR2-like. Gene Ontology annotation, molecular function: NAD+ binding. NCBI's taxonomy places the organism in Eukaryota, Apicomplexa, Conoidasida, Eucoccidiorida, Sarcocystidae. The record is from RefSeq and is a predicted model, not a curated record. The transcript has 5 exons. The coding region runs from base 350 to 5497 and encodes 1715 amino acids.